Messenger RNA from Boleophthalmus pectinirostris (great blue-spotted mudskipper), 2155 nucleotides. RefSeq names its product polymerase (DNA directed), alpha 2 (gene pola2). Bases 226 to 2031 code for a protein of 601 amino acids. NCBI's taxonomy places the organism in Eukaryota, Metazoa, Chordata, Actinopteri, Gobiiformes, Gobiidae. The record is from RefSeq and is a predicted model, not a curated record. Gene Ontology annotation, biological process: DNA replication initiation; DNA replication. Gene Ontology annotation, molecular function: DNA binding. Gene Ontology annotation, cellular component: alpha DNA polymerase:primase complex. The transcript is spliced from 18 exons.
CGAAAAUUCCGGCCGCCAACUCUGUCUCUGUUUUUCGCGGCAAAUUGUUCCUGGACGUUUGUUAUUUGUUCAACCUGAAUUCUUUGUAAUAUCUAUGAGAACUAGCAUUUGUCAUUCACUUUAUUAAAGCCACUUGUGAGAGUAAGCUGUCGUUGCUGUUAUGUAGUUACACACCUACGUAACACUACGAUUUUGUUUUCCGGAUACUUUGUAUUGUCUUGAACAAUGUCUCUCGUAACUGCAGAAAGCUUGAAAUCGGAGCUGGAGAUGUUUGACAUUGCUUGUCAAAGUGACACAAUUCUGGAUAAAAUGGUAGAGCAGUGUAUUUGUAACCGAAUACACGCGGAUGAAAUUGUGCUGGAAUGGGUUGCCUACAGCACCACAAAGAAUGGUCUGAAACUUACUAUGGAAACACUUGAACAAUUUGAACACGAGAUCCUGAACAAAAAAAGCAAAUCAAAACAAAGUUUUCGAAGAGAAGAGAUGCUCGGAAGAACCAGGGAUAUUCAUUCACUGCAGGAACUAAUCAAAGUGGAAGAGGAAGAGGAAAAUUUGCUUGAUUCCUAUUCUACCCCUGCUAAGGGCCAACAAAAGCGUGCAUUGACUACUCCUGAACAACCUCAGUCAAAAAGAAGUGCUGCUUUGCUUGCUAGUCCAGGACUGCUGUUGUCUCCUGCCAGUUUCUCUCCCAGUUUAACACCAUCACAAAAGUACAGCCAGCGUGGAGGUAAGGGGGAGGUUGUGGUCUCAUUUGGACUUGUACAAGGCACACGCUGGAUGGGCAGAAGCUCCCCUGGUGUUGGAGUGCAGCUGGAUCUGUUGGAAGGGCCAGAAGACGCUCUCACAAGCAGCUACAAAUUCAUGUUUCAGAGACUGCGGGAUAUUCGUAAUGUGUUGACUGAUAAGAUAGAGGAGUUAGGGGAAGGUCUAAAAUCUAAUUUUCACAUUGAAGAAUUCUCUCCAGUUUCUCUUCCUGCCCAGGAUACAAUAACUGUGCUUGGUCAAAUAUGUUGCGACAGCAAUGGGAAACUAAAUGCUCAUUCAGUUUUGCUGGAGGCAGGACCAGAACAAGGAGGCCAACAAAUACCUGUUGACUUAUCAGAACUUAAAGAGUAUUCUUUGUUUCCUGGUCAGGUUGUUGCAAUGGAGGGAAUGAACUCAACAGGAAGAAAACUGGUUGCUUCCAAACUUCAUGAGGCUGCCCCUCUACCGUUUUACACUCCAGUAAAAAUAGAAGUGAAGGAGGAGUCUCUCAAUGUUUUAGUAGCAUGUGGACCAUUCACUCCAUCUGAUACUUUAACAUACGACCCUCUACUUGACCUAAUAAAUGUAAUUUCAAGGGAUCGUCCGGAUGUUUGCUUACUGCUGGGGCCUUUUGUUGAUUCAAAACAUGAACAAAUUGAGAAAGCUCAGGUGACUGAAACUUUUGAUGCUAUUUUCUCGAGGUGUAUAGAAAGCAUUGUGGAUGGAACCAAAAGUGUUGGCUGUCGUUUAGUUUUUGUGCCCUCUCAAAGAGAUAUCCACCACUCCUUUGUUUAUCCACAGCCUCCGUUUACACUGACAAACCUCGACAAGGACCAGGCUCAGAGAGUGACACUUGUUCCUGAUCCCUGCACUUUGCUGAUUGAUGGUGUAAGUUUUGGCUUGACAUCGACAGACAUACUGUUUCACAUGGGUGCUGAGGAGAUUAGCAGUGGGACUGGAUCUGAUCGAUUCUCACGCAUUUUAAAGCACAUACUGACCCAGAGAAGCUACUAUCCACUGUACCCCCCUGUGGAAGAGGUGAAUAUGGACUAUGAGAAGUUUCAGAGCUAUGGUCAGAUGCCUCUCACCCCUGACAUCCUUAUUAUUCCUUCAGAGCUGCGCUACUUUAUAAAGGAUGUGGUGGGCUGCAUUUGUGUCAAUCCUGGACGUCUAACCAAAGGUCAGGUGGGAGGGACCUAUGGCAGGCUACUCAUUCAGCGCAGUGCCACCUCUGAGGAAGACAAACGAGUAAGCCCUUGUUUGGCUGCUCAGGUGGUAAAGAUCUAAAAAAAAAAAAAAUCUUGAACAUUAUUUUUGGAUUGCUCCCCCAUAAUUUGAAUCACAUGGCACAAUCUGAAUCUUUUUUUUUUUUCAAAGGUGGAUGUAUGUAAAAUAUUUACAAAUAAACCUC